Molecule: messenger RNA, 972 nt
Organism: Rubroshorea leprosula
Lineage: Eukaryota; Viridiplantae; Streptophyta; Magnoliopsida; Malvales; Dipterocarpaceae
Source: the annotation of a GenBank genome assembly
AUCAUUUUGGAAAAAUUAAUAUACUAACAGUGUCUGUGAAGAUUGAUCUACCAAACAGCCGGCUAACACAGAAAAGUUUUACCAGCAAAAAUCAAACUCAUUUUUGUCUGAAAAACAUCUUCACAUAGCUAAUGUCUAUGCCAUUUCUUUCUCUUUGUCCAAACAUCUCCUAAUCCUUUCCUCUCUAUGAUACCCUCUUAAAUUUCUCUUCCUUGAUCCUACUCCUCAAUCGAUUCCUUCCUUGGCGGCGAGAAACUUGAGAGUUUUAGUUUCCAUGGAAUCCCACCAGAUGCUUGAGGGCUCGAAAAGUCCAAGUGAGGAGAGUGAUAGAUCGGAGCAAGGUGAAAUAGUCAGCGGUGGCAGAUCAUAUGAGUGCGUCUUUUGCAAGAGAGGGUUUACCACAGCACAAGCUUUAGGUGGUCACAUGAAUAUUCACAGGAAAGAUAGAGCCAAAACCAGCAAGCCAUCAGCUCCAUCAAAAGUCGAUGAGAAAUCGUAUUCAUAUCAGCCGAUUCAGAACCAUGGUCCGCAUUAUGUUGUAGCUCCAGAGGUACAUAUUGGGAAUUACCAAGCACCUUUUCCAUCAUCUUCACCUGGCGAUUUCAGGUCUCAUGAUGCCCAUCCUGUGGAUGACUUUUAUGCAGCAAAUCCAUGGAAUUCGAAUGCCUCUUCGGGGUGGUCUAGUGGUCUUAGCUUGGGGAUGGGCCCCUCCGACGGAUAUAAUGAGAAUAAGAAGGUAGAAGAAGAUGAAUUAGACUUGGAGCUUCGACUAGGUCAUGAUCCAUAGUUGUCUAUGUUUAUAUAAAUUAUAUAUUAGAGAUGGUUUUAUAUUAAGUAGUACUGCUCUUUGUACAGUUAUGUGGAUAUAUUCUUAAUUUAGAUAUUAAUUACUGAAGUGGGAAAGCGAAUUAUGAAUGAGCUAUUAAUGUAGCUUUGUUUCACUUACAUCAAUAAUAUAGUAUGUGUUUUGGC